Molecule: messenger RNA, 525 nt
Organism: Branchiostoma floridae (Florida lancelet)
Lineage: Eukaryota; Metazoa; Chordata; Leptocardii; Amphioxiformes; Branchiostomatidae
Product: slit homolog 3 protein-like
Exons: 3
Coding region: 1-525 (174 amino acids)
Cellular component (GO): extracellular matrix
Molecular function (GO): protein binding
Source: RefSeq, a predicted model, not a curated record
AUGUCUAAUAGACUGGUGAUGCGUCUGAUUCUUCUGCUGAUGAUCUUCAAGGAAAGUGGAGCAGCCACACCCUGUGAGAGCUGCAGCCGGACCUGUGACUGUAGGGACAAAGACCUCAGAAGUGUUCCUCAAGAUCUUCCCACAAAAAUCGUUAGAUUGGACUUAGACCGUAACGCUAUUGUAUCCUUGAAACCGUCUGACUUCUCCAGGUACACACGCAUAGAAAAAAUCGACUUAAGUAGAAACAAUCUAACCAACAUUCAGAAUGGUACAUUUUCAAUUUCACCCAAUAUAUACAUAACUUCCAUUCGACCUGGUUUAUUCUCUAAUCUACCACGGCUUGACUAUUUGCAGCUGUCCAACAACCGGAUAAAUGACAUUCAACCUGGGUCAUUUUCAAAUUUACCUCUGCUUGAUAAUUUGUACCUUGACGACAACCAGAUAAACAACAUUCAACUAGGGACAUUUUCUAAUCUACCCAAUCUUAAACGACCUGCCCCUACUGAAGGAGUUGUUCCUGAAUAA